Molecule: messenger RNA, 2558 nt
Organism: Nymphalis io (European peacock)
Lineage: Eukaryota; Metazoa; Arthropoda; Insecta; Lepidoptera; Nymphalidae
Product: juvenile hormone epoxide hydrolase-like
Exons: 7
Coding region: 227-1594 (455 amino acids)
Biological process (GO): epoxide metabolic process
Molecular function (GO): epoxide hydrolase activity
Source: RefSeq, a predicted model, not a curated record
GCUAGUUCCGUACUGAUGUCAACACGUUCUGUCGCUGAUCGCUUUGAUUUACGAUUUCGUCUUCGAACGCUGGUGCUCGCAUACGUGCGGUAUUGAAGUGCGAUGUUAAAGUUAUUUUAAAUUUAAAGUGAGAACGACUUUGAUGUGAAAUUAUUAUAUGUGAAACUUUUUUUAAGAACAAUAAUUUAUUCCCUUAGUUUCGUUUAUAUUAUUUAUUUUAGAAAAGAUGCUCAAAUCUAUUACUAUUUUCGCGGUAGCAGCUGUUGCCAUCGGAGUCGGAACGAAUUACUACCUCCAAAGGGUUCCUGAUAUGCCUGAACUUGAUUUAGAUCGAUGGUGGGGAGACGGCGAGAAACCAAAUCAAGAUGACGAAACAAUACGACCAUUUAAAAUUAUCUUCAAUGACACGAUGAUCGAUGAUUUAAAAAGCAGAUUAAGAAACAGGCGACCUUACACUCAGCCUUUAGAGGGCAUGCAAUCUGAAUAUGGAAUUAAUACUAUAUAUUUGGAAAAAAUAUUAAAAUAUUGGCAGGACGAGUAUGAUUUCAAAGAGAGGGCUGAUCUCUUGAAUAGAUAUCCUCAUUACAAGACGAGGGUACAAGGUCUUCAAAUACAAUACAUGAGAGUGAAGCCUGAAGUGAAAGACAAGCAGGUCCUCCCCAUGCUGCUUAUGCAUGGAUGGCCGAGUUCGUCAAAGGAGUUCGAUAAAAUUAUUCCCAUGCUCACAACGCCCACAAAAAAAUAUGAUUUUGUUUUUGAAGUGGUUGCCGUCGAUCUACCUGGUUUCGGAUUUUCUGAGGGCACUAAUAAACCAGGUCUUAAUCCCGUUCAAAUCGGUAUUAUUAUGAGAAAUCUAAUGAAAAGACUCGGUUUCAACAAGUUCUACAUUCAGGCAGGCGAUUGGGGCUCGCAAGCGGCUACACAUAUGUGUACGAUCUUUCCUGACGAAGUACUUGGAUUUCACACAAACAUGCCGUUAUCGUCAAGACCAAUAAGUAAUGUGAAAUACAUCGUCGGGUCAUUGUUCUCUAGUUUGAUUGUUGAAGGCAAACACAAACACAGAAUGUAUCCUCUGAGAGAUUUGCUAACAUAUCUGGUCAGAGAGAGCGGCUACUUUCAUUUACAGGCAACGAAACCUGAUACAAUAGGAGCCGCUAUAGCGGACACACCUGCUGGUAUGGCGGCGUAUAUUUUCGAGAAGAUCGGUAUAUGCACCAAUAGAAAACAAUUACACACACAACACGGCGGAUUAGAGAGCAUAGACUUAGAGGAUUUGUUGGACACGGCCACAAUAUUGUGGGCGAAUGAGCGUAUUACCACCUCCGUGAGAUUAUAUGCGGAGGCGUUUGCGUGGCCUGAAGUGUUCAUUAUUCAGGACAUCCCAACAAAAGUGCCGACGGCUGCAAUAAAUUUCCUACACGAAGUCGUUUAUCAACCAGAUUGGAUACUUAGGGAUAAAUUUAUAAAUUUAGUACAUUCCACAACUUUAGAUUUUGGCGGACACUUCGCGGCAAUGCAGACACCUAAAGAACUUGUAGACGAUAUCUUCAAGUCAGCUGUUGAAUUCCUCAAAUUCCACGCGAGAAACAAGUAACUUAAAAUGGAUUGUUACGAAUACGAGCUGAGGUCUAUAAGCUGUAAUUAGACCUGAAUAUUGCUAUUAAUUUGCUCAAUAACAUAUAUAGUAAAAAAUCUGUACAUUUUAUUAUUUGUUGUAUAAAACCUCCGAAAAUAGAUUAAAUUCGGAGUAUAGAUGUAUAGUUAGCCUAAGUCAAUUGGUGUCUAUUGUUUAGGUCUAUGUUCGGUUACCUAAUAAGUAAUAGGUUUAGUGUUAAAUAAAUUGGACGUGAGGAAGACAGUAUUGAUAAUUAUAUAUUCAUGACUGCGAUACGAUUUUGUAGACUGAUCUUUAUUUAUAAUCAUUUUGUCUUUGGACAUGUAUUACAUACAAUAAAAACGUACAUCCAAAGCAUUUAGUUAUAAAGGCCAAAUUACAACAAGUUUGAACUGAUAGAAACUACAUGUUACAGUUAAAUGUUUAUGAACAAGAACCGAGUACGCAUUAUAAUUACGCUAUACAUACAAUUACGUAAAACAGUAUUUUACCUGAUCGUUUCUUGUUUAUAUUUACGGAAUAUAAUAUUUUACGGACGUGAAUCUAUACUAAGAACUAAACAACAAAUAUAAUCAAACUUUGUGUAAAAGUCAUUGUAAGCAAAUUGCGUACUGACGUAGCAAUUUCUUUAUUUUUUUAAUAACAAUUUAUACUAUAUCAAAGGAAAAAUUCAGACUGAUUAAAUUAUCAUUGACAGUUUAUUAUGCGUCAUAUUAAAGCAUGAAAUCAAAAUUAUGAGAACAGCUUUAAAUACUAGCUAAUAAUUAUUAUUAAGAUAUUUAUGUUUUUGUCGGUUAUGUCCACAACUGACUUAUAUAAUAUGGAUAUUUUGAACAAAAAUUUUAGUUGAGUGUGAAACUUAUAAAGUAGUGACUAUAAUAAUUCUAUAAGAUGUUUCACAAGAAUUACAUAGGUAUCAAUCUUAAAAAAACAUUAUAAUUAU